CAAAGAUUUUCAUCCCCUCUCUCUUCCUCUCCUUUUUCUUUUCGACCACCAAGAUUAAAAGCAGUUCGUUUAGACACAGAUUAUUAUAUCUGCAUUUUCAAACCAUAAGCGUCGUCAUGUUCACAGAAGAACAAGUUAACACAGCUCUUUUAGAGCUCAAGGACCCAGAUGUUGCCAGCUGGGAACUCUUCACUGAAGCCUCAAACUUUAAAGUCUUUCGCCGUACGGUAGCGAAGAGUGCGCUCAAGGAAUACAAAGUACUCGGAACAUACCCUGAUCUUCCUGUUCGGUACCUUCUUCGUGCAUAUACUGACUUGGAGCAUCGCAAAAGCUGGGACAAGAACAUGGCCAACUGGAAACAACUAGAUGCAAAUCGACUGCAUUUUACAAGUAAAUUUCCUUGGCCACUCUCGCCUCGCGAUUAUGUCUAUGAACUCGGGAUUCAGGAAUAUGGCAAUGGUGUAGUCUGUAUCAAUGGCAAGAGCGUAGAAGAUCCGGCUAUGCCUGAAAAGCCUGGUACUGUCCGUGUGGAUGAAUAUCGACAGGAUGUGGUGAUUCAGCCUACAGAGGAUGGUCGAGGAUGCCGUAUCUGGUUUGCAUACUUUGACAACCCCAAGGGAAACAUCCCUUCCAGCAUUGUCAAUUGGGCAGCCAAGUCUGGAGUACCAUCGUUCCUAAAUGCAUUACGAAAUGCAGGUCAUAGUCUUAUGAAGCAAGAUGCCGAGACAGGACGAAGUGAAAAAACACAGCCUCUUUCAGCGCUUGAGACCCCUUCAAUUGGAGUAGACUGUUGACAGAAAAGACGACAACGG
Messenger RNA from Lobosporangium transversale, 812 nucleotides. RefSeq lists its product as hypothetical. Bases 117 to 794 code for a protein of 225 amino acids. NCBI's taxonomy places the organism in Eukaryota, Fungi, Mortierellomycota, Mortierellomycetes, Mortierellales, Mortierellaceae. Gene Ontology annotation, molecular function: lipid binding. The transcript has 3 exons. The record is from RefSeq and is a predicted model, not a curated record.